This is a messenger RNA of Drosophila albomicans, 1446 nucleotides long. RefSeq names its product insulin-like growth factor-binding protein complex acid labile subunit. Lineage: Eukaryota; Metazoa; Arthropoda; Insecta; Diptera; Drosophilidae. Gene Ontology annotation, cellular component: extracellular matrix. The record is from RefSeq and is a predicted model, not a curated record. Gene Ontology annotation, molecular function: protein binding. The transcript is spliced from 2 exons. Bases 25 to 1446 code for a protein of 473 amino acids.
UUAUAGAUUAACUGUCGCUCUGAAAUGUCGGUCUUAAAAUUCUCGAUUCUUUGUCUCACGUGCUUUAUUGCGACUGCUGCAAAACCAAAAUGUGAGAUGCAAAAAAGAAAGUUGACGAGCUUAAAAUGCGAGGAAUUGAGUAGCUUCACGGAGAUAAGCAGUGUUCUUCAUUUACCAGCAAGGAACCUUCAGCAGCUAACUAUCCAAAGCAGGGAUACAAAGCUAACCAUUGGAGCAGCCAACAGUUCUGUGAACAUGCCGCAUUUGUUCCUUCUCGAUCUGUCCCACUCGACAGGUCUGGAACUUCUCAGUGAAGGCUUCUCCAAAUACCCCAAUCUGACUGAUAUCGACAUCACUGGCUGUGGUUUAGAACAACUGCUAGACUCGCACUUUGCCAUCGAUUCCAUGGUGCACUUGCUGAAGGCAGGUCACAAUAAGCUUAGUUCUCUGUCGAAGGAUUUGUUUAACAGACUUCCCCGUUUGCAAAAGGCCUAUUUUAACCAUAAUGGUUUGAGUCAUUUGGAAUUGCCGCAUAUGCCAAAUCUUAGGUACUUGGAGCUUCAAAGAAAUAAGUUAACUGAUUUCAACCUUAACAAUUGUCCACGCUUGGAGCAUCUCGACCUCUACGGCAAUCAACUCACUGAGUUUCAGAUUACACCACCUGCUGAAGGUUUUAACUCAUCGACUAAGAAGCAAUUUCCAUUGCGAUUAUUGAAUCUCUCAUUCAACAAGAUAAAUGUGCUUCGCGAAAACCAUUUCGAAUUGCUUGGGAAUCUUAAAAUACUGAAGUUAUCUGGCAAUAGAAUCACCACUCUGAAGAGUGCUCACUUAUCAGGUCUGACAUCCUUACGCCAUUUGCUUUUGGCGUCAAACUACAAAAUUGAGCUACAAGAACACACAUUUGAAGGCCUCGAGCAACUGGUGACGCUUGACUUGUCCUAUAUUGGUCUCGAAAAUCUGGAUCCGCAUCUCUUCGGCUACAAGCAGGUGGACAAACAAGGACUUUAUGAGUACUUGCCAAUGGCUCACAUGCGACAGCUUAGACUAGUCGGAAAUAAACUUCAGCAUCUGGACCCUAGAGCCUUUGAGAAAUUGCCUUUUUUGGAUACACUCGUUCUCGCCAGUAAUGCAUUUCGUGUGCUUCCCGCGGGCCCGUUUGCCCCAAUCCGAAGUUUGAGGAUACUUUUUGUGCGUUACAAUCAAUUGACGAAGAUAAGUAGAGAUCUUCUGGAGGCUCUAAGCAACAUCACGACUCUAUGUAUUGACAACAAUCAGCUGUCUUCUCUACCCGACUUGAAUGGGACGCUGCCCAAUUUGGAUGCUAUGACCAUCGGGGAAAAUCCCUGGCAAUGCGACCUAUUUGCCCAAACGGAGCGUUGGCUGAUCUCAAGAAAAAUACGGUAUAUAACAGAUGAUAUUGGCAGCGAAAAGCCCAUCUGCAUUUGA